Sesamum indicum (sesame) is the source of this 4254-nucleotide messenger RNA. RefSeq lists its product as uncharacterized. The record is from RefSeq and is a predicted model, not a curated record. NCBI's taxonomy places the organism in Eukaryota, Viridiplantae, Streptophyta, Magnoliopsida, Lamiales, Pedaliaceae. Gene Ontology annotation, biological process: protein phosphorylation. Gene Ontology annotation, molecular function: ATP binding; protein kinase activity; receptor serine/threonine kinase binding.
ACAAUUUUGGUGACAUAAAUGCUUAGCCCUCAGACUUGAAAGCUUUGUUCAGAAGAUAUGGACACAGGGUAUGGUCUCAAGUUCCGAAAGAUUCCAAUUUAAAGCAGGAGUUCGGUUAGUUCCCAUGAUGAACAUUAGUAGUUUGAGGUGUAUGGAUCAUUCUUCCUCAGGAUUUCCUUUCAACUAGCACUAUGAAAAAGAGGGGCCCAUCUGUUUUCCGUUUCUUUCUUUUUUAUUCUCAACGAGAACAGGAGAGAAAUAUGCACACCUUCUUAGUCUUAUGAACAUGUUGAACUAGAAACAAACAUACCAGAAUCCAAAGCAAGAGUAGGUGUUAUAUGUGUGUGUGUGUGUGUAUAUAUAUAUAAAUCAAAGCUACCAUCAUCUUUUGACUAAGUUUGGGUUCUGUAAAAUUUCUGGGAAUUCAUCAUUUUUCUACUAUAUGAAGCAUGAUAAAUAGGCAAAUGAAGAAUUACCUUGAUCGGAAAAGCAGGCAUGAGUGAGUCCCAGAGAGCUUUCCUCUUCUUUCUUCAUAUUUUUCUGCUACCUUUGUUCCCUUUAAAAGCAGCAUCCUCGGCAAGAGCAGAAGCAGAGGCACUUGUCAGGUGGAAGACCACCUUAUCACCAUCUCCUUCUCUCAAUUCAUGGUCCCUCAGCAACCUCAGAAACCUUUGCAGAUGGACCGGCAUCCAAUGCAAUAAUGGAACCUCUGUUUCUGAAGUUAACUUAUCAGGUGCAAAUCUGGCUGGCAGUUUAAACCAGCUUGAUUUCACCUCAUUGCCAAAUCUUACAAGCUUCAAUCUCAAUGGAAAUAAUUUCAACGGGUCAAUUCCAGCUGGUAUUGGCAGGUUCUCCAGGCUCACUUUCUUGGACCUGAGCAACAAUUUGCUGGACGAUCUCAUCCCACCAGAGAUUGGUAACCUGACAGAGAUUCAGUACAUUAGUUUCUACAACAACAAUCUCAUUGGUGAAGUUCCUUAUCAAAUUAGCAAUCUUCAAAAGGUACAGUACUUGGAUUUCGGUUCCAAUCUCCUGACAACUCCUGAUUGGUCUAGAUUUCCGGGCUUCCCUCUGUUGAGACGCCUCAGCUUUUAUUACAAUGAACUCACUUUGGGAUUUCCAGGUUUUAUAACCAGUUGUCCGAACCUUACUUAUCUUGAUUUGUCACAAAACCACCUGACAGGUCAGAUUCCUGAAUCUGUUUUCAACAAUCUUCUCAAGCUUGAAUAUCUAAACCUCUCUGCGAAUUCAUUUGAAGGGCCUUUGUCUGUGAAUCUUACCAAGCUAUCAAGGUUGAAAGAUCUUCGGUUACCAAACAACUUAUUCUCUGGCUACAUUCCUGAUUCUAUCGGCCUGAUAUCUAACCUGGAAAUUCUUGAACUGUUUAACAAUUCAUUCCAAGGAGAUAUUCCAGCUUCCUUAGGUCAACUCAAGAAUCUUCAGUGGCUGGAUCUCCGGAUGAAUGACCUGAAUUCCACAAUUCCCCCUGAGCUUGGCCUGUGCAUUAACCUGACCUACUUAGCUUUAGCCCAGAAUUCACUAACUGGACCUUUGCCUUUAUCCUUGUCAAAUUUGAUCAACUUGUCGGAGUUGGGACUGUCAGAUAAUAGUCUUUCUGGUGAUAUCUCACCAUUUUUUAUCAGCAAUUGGACCAAGUUAACAUCGUUGCAGCUGCAAAACAAUCGUUUCACUGGAGAAGUUCCACCUGAAAUAGGCCUGCUGACCGACCUCAGGUAUCUGUUUCUGUAUAAUAAUACGUUUUCCGGUUCCAUCCCACCAGAGAUAGGAAACCUAGAAAACUUAUUGAACCUAGACUUUUCAACCAACCGAUUUUCAGGUGCAAUACCUCUGACAAUCAUGAACCUAAGAAAUCUUUCAAUCCUUAACCUCUUCUCUAACAAUCUUACUGGAACAAUUCCAGCCAUGAUCGGAGAUUUGACGUCACUACAGGUUCUUGAUAUCAACACUAACCAAUUAAGUGGGGUGCUGCCAGAGUCCAUCUCUAACCUCAGUAGUCUGGCAACCCUGUCUGUGUUUACUAAUAAUCUUUCAGGCAUCAUCCCUCAGGAGUUGGGAAGAAAUAGCCCCCAGUUAGCCAUUGUCAGCUUUUCCAAUAACAGCUUCUCCGGGGAACUGCCCCCUGGAUUAUGCAGUGGCUUUAGCUUAGAUCAGUUUACAGUGAACAACAACAGGUUUUCAGGGCCUUUGCCAGAUUGCUUGAAGAACUGCUCGAGCUUAAACAGAGUGCGGCUGGAAGACAACCAAUUUUCUGGAAAUAUUUCCGAGGCAUUUGGGAUUCAUCCAAAACUUGAAUUCCUCUCUCUCAGUAGAAAUCAGUUUACGGGCCAACUUACACCGAAGUGGGGACAAUAUGAACAACUCACCAAUCUUCAGAUCGAUCACAAUAGAAUAUCUGGAAUGAUCCCUGCUGAGCUAGGGAAUCUGACAGAGCUGCGUGUUCUUGCCUUGGAUUCAAAUGAAUUAACAGGUGAAGUUCCCAUUGAACUGGGAAAUCUGGACCAACUGUUGAAUCUCAAUCUAAGCAACAAUCAGUUGACUGGAGAAAUUUCCCAAACCAUUGGCCAAUUGACAAGGCUCCAAUAUCUUGAUUUGUCAGGAAAUAAAUUCACAGGAAAUAUUCCAGCAGCCCUUGAGAAUUGUGAAAGCUUGCAAAGCUUGAACUUGAGGAAUAACUUCUUAUCAGGGAACAUCCCUACUGAACUUGGAAACUUGAUGAGGUUGCAGUACUUGUUCGACCUUAGUAACAAUUCAUUUUCGGGGAGGAUUCCACCAUCACUAGGGAAGCUUACCUCUUUGGAAAUUCUGAACCUGUCGCACAACAAUCUUUCAGGCAGAAUUCCUGCAGAAUUAUCUGGAAUGAUUAGUCUGAGAAAUUUUGAUUUCUCCUACAACAGGUUGUCUGGUCCAAUCCCAUCUGGUAAUAUAUUCAGCAAUGCACCAGCAGAAUCAUUCAGUGAAAACUCUGGUUUAUGUGGAGCUGCAGCAGGAUUAUCUCCUUGUGAAGCAACCUCUUCAACUCCCAAGUCAAAAAAUAAGGGGACAAAGAUUGUUAUUAGCAUCAUUCUUCCUGUUGUCAGCCUCAUAGUUCUGGCAACCAUUAUUGCUGGAUUUCUCAUUCAUCAGAGGAGAACCAAGAAAUAUGAUGAAGAAGCCAAGAGUACAACCAAAAUUCAGGAUUCUGAAUCACUCAUUUGGGAAAGAGAAGGGAAAGUUAUGUUCCGGGAUAUUGUCCAAGCAACUGAAGAUUUUAGUGAGAAAUACUGCAUUGGACGAGGAGGAUUUGGAAGUGUUUACAGGGCUGAUUUGCCAACAGGACAUAUUGUAGCAGUCAAAAGGCUCAACAUAUCAGAUUCAAGUGAUAUACCACUGGCAAAUCGUCAUAGUUUUGAGAACGAAAUUCGGACUCUGACGGAAGUGCGGCAUAGAAACAUAAUCAAGCUCUUUGGAUACUGCUCCAGGAAAGGGUUGAUGUACUUGGUCUAUGAGUAUGUUGAGAGGGGUAGCUUGGGAAAAGUCUUGUAUGAUGAUGAGGAGGCCUUUGAGCUGAACUGGGCAAGAAGGGUGAAUAUUGUCCGAGGAUUGGCUCAUGCACUUGCUUAUCUCCAUCAUGACUGCUCCCCAGCUAUUGUGCACCGUGAUGUAUCAAUAAACAAUAUUCUACUGGAGUCCGAGUUCGAGCCACGUCUCUCGGAUUUUGGCACAGCAAAACUACUGACUUCUGAUGCAUCAAUUUGGACAACAGUUGCAGGCUCUUAUGGUUACAUGGCACCAGAGCUAGCACUCACCAUGAAGGUGACAGUGAAAUCUGAUGUUUACAGCUUUGGAGUGGUGGCCUUGGAAGUUAUGAUGGGAAAGCACCCAGGGGAGCUCAUAUCUUCACUAUCAGCAAAAGCAGCACUGCAAAGUGAUUCGGAUGUGCUCGUGAAGGAUCUGCUCGAUCAACGGCUUCCGCCUCCCACCGGCCAAAUAGCAGAGGAAGUGGUGUUCGUAGUCACCAUGGCAUUAUCAUGCACACGGGCUACACCAGAAUCACGGCCUAACAUGCGGUUUGUUGCACAAGAGUUAUCAGCUUAUACUCAGCCUUACCUGCCAGAGCCACUGGGAACAAUAAAAAUAAGCAAACUAACAAAUUUCUCAAAGUAGGAUUCGGUGAUUUGCGUGAGUUUGUAAUAAUCUACACUUGCAUUGUACAGCACACAAUAAUUAAGUGGAGAUUAUGUAAUCAUUAGGUAA